Messenger RNA from Sinocyclocheilus anshuiensis, 693 nucleotides. Its product is annotated as serine/threonine-protein kinase pim-2-like. NCBI's taxonomy places the organism in Eukaryota, Metazoa, Chordata, Actinopteri, Cypriniformes, Cyprinidae. The coding region runs from base 1 to 693 and encodes 230 amino acids. Gene Ontology annotation, cellular component: cytoplasm. The transcript is spliced from 4 exons. The record is from RefSeq and is a predicted model, not a curated record. Gene Ontology annotation, molecular function: ATP binding; protein serine/threonine kinase activity. Gene Ontology annotation, biological process: regulation of mitotic cell cycle; negative regulation of apoptotic process; protein autophosphorylation.
AUGGGACAGAGACUGGGAAUAGGACGUUUCGGUACUGUGUUUAAGGGGACUCACACAUCUGAUGGCCAGCGGGUUGCCAUCAAAGUCAUUCCUAAGCAUAAGGAGGAUGAUUAUAUCGUUAUUCCUGGCUAUUCCAAGCCAUUGCUCGUGGAAGUGGCUCUAAACCUGCGGGUGAAAAAGUCUCCAAUAAGCCCCAACAUUGUCCAGAUGCUGGACUGGUUUGAAGAGGCACAUUGUCACAUCCUGAUCUUGGAGUAUCCGCAGCCCUGCAUGACCCUGAACACUUUCCUUAAACUCAACAGACGUCGCUUAGAUGAAAAUCAAGCGCCUCGCUUUAUGCUCCAGGCAGUUCUCGCAGCCAAACACUGUAUGGACCGUGGUGGCGCCCAUAAUGACAUCAGGGUGGACAACGUCCUGAUCAAUACAGACACGCUGCAGCUCAAACUGAUAGACUUUGGCUGUGGAGAACUUAUUGAAGGUUGUGAUGAUGAAGACAACCAAUACAGAGGACAUGUGGUGCCGGAGCUUUAUGUGGUGCACAAAUGCGCGCUGAGCGAGACGGUGUUGUCUCUGGGAAACCUCCUGUACAGGAUGGUGGAAGGCCAGUCUGCUCUAGAAAAUAAUCAAGAAACACCAACAUUAGAGCAGCUGUUAGAACAUGAAUGGUUUAAGCAGGGAGAGGAUCAGGAGUAG